Wallemia ichthyophaga EXF-994 is the source of this 468-nucleotide messenger RNA. RefSeq names its product Elongation factor 1-alpha-B/C. The record is from RefSeq and is a predicted model, not a curated record. Gene Ontology annotation, molecular function: translation elongation factor activity; GTPase activity; GTP binding. Lineage: Eukaryota; Fungi; Basidiomycota; Wallemiomycetes; Wallemiales; Wallemiaceae. The transcript is spliced from 5 exons. Gene Ontology annotation, biological process: translation; translational elongation. Bases 1 to 468 code for a protein of 155 amino acids.
AUGAGUCAAGAAAAGCUGCAUAUCAACACAGUCGUUGUCGGACACGUAGAUUCCGGAAAGUCGACCCCCACUGGUAAAGUCGAUAAGAGUUCUUUCAAGUACGCUUGGGUUCUCGAAAAGCUGAAGGCUGAGCGUGAGCGCGGUAUUACCAUUGAUUUCGCCCUCUCGAAAUUCGAGACACCCAAGUACAACGUCACUGUCACCGAUGUCCCAGGUCACAGAAAUUACGUCAAGAACAUGAUUACUGUUACUUCUCAAGCUGACUGUGGUCUCCUUGUCAUUGGCGCUAGUCCUGGUGAAUUUGAGGCUGGCGUUUCUCUCGGUGUCAAGCAACUCGUUGUUGCCGUUGACAAGAUGGACACCUGUAAUUAUUCACAGGCACGUUAUUCUGAAAUUGUCGGUGCCACCUCCAACAUCAUGAAGAAGAUCGGUUACAACCUUUCUAUUGUUCCACUUUUUCCAAUUUGA